AGUCAUUCCGCGACUUCGACGGGUCUCGGUACAGGCGGACUGCCCGUAUUUCUCUCUCCUUCGGUGGAAAAAUCUCGUGCGAGCUGUCAAUUGUACGUUCAGUGCCAUAUCAACGAUACGUAGUGGCGCGUUUGCGAAUUCUAUGUAUCGUGCAAUCGCUCUUGUAAAGUUGUUUGUGUCUCGCGCGCGGAAGUUUCCCGGACAUCCGUGACGCAGUGAUAUUCGACAUCCGACAUUUCAUCAGGAUAUUUUUCACGGCGAACUUAUCGAUUGAUGAAAAGAGAAAUUCGUUGUAGAGCUAUUGCUAUCCGCAUAUGUAUAAUAGCGGAACUGCCGUGCGCAAUAUUGAGAGUUACGAUCCGCGGAUUUCGAUUUACGCGUGAUUUGAUUUAAGCGACUGUGUUGGGCGCGCAUGAUUUUCAGUCAGCGAUGUCAUCCGGGGAUUGACCGUUUGUUCUCGCGAUUGUAAUUGCUUUUCGAAAUUUAGACGUCGAUGUGUGUAUGUGUAUGUGUGAAUGUAUGUGUGUGUAUGCGUGAUUUAGCGGGCAAAUCGCGUCGCCUUUUGCAUUUAGAGAAUCGAAAGAUAUCAUAGAUCGGACGAAUUAAUCAGCAACGCGAGCUCGAGUUUCUAAAGUAGGCUUCGACGACGUUGUUACAAUUCGCUGGGGAAAGUUCAACCGUGUUGUUUGCGCAGAGUUUCUUGGAACGGUAGAUGAAGGACUCCCGUUACAAUUUCGCCGAUCUCUUCCGUGAUUCCGCGCACUAAAAGUGCAUUCGACGAUACAAAGAAAUCGUCGACUUUCAAGAGUGACUGUGUCGCGCCGGAUGAAAGUAAGGCCGGACGUAAGAGGAUUCAGCUUUAUCACCGUUUAGCGGAGCUCGAAGAAAGUGGAAGUUAACGGAGAGUGAGAGUCUUUUCUCUCUCUCUUUCGAGAAAGAGAGAGAGAGAAGAAACCGCGAUCUCGCGUUCCACAGCGAUUUGCCGGUUACGUCGAUCGCGAAUCCAGGGACAGAUGUAAUUCCUUAUGUACUGCAGUGGAUUCGUACAUUAUUUUAAUAUACACAUGUCUGAGAAUCGGUUCGAUAACAAAUCAAUUGAUUAUCCCUAAUCUCUCCAAGAGAUUCAUCGUAUUGAAAAAGUCAACAUGGACACGAGUACGGUACGCUUGGUCAUAUUUGUGAGCAUGUUUCUGAUUUUUGCCGGCGAUUAUAGCACAUUAAUUUCAUCGAUUUUUGGUAAUGCAACGGAGAGGAACGUAACCGAUACUGUUGGAGGACCCAAAGCUCAGCUUAAGGGGCCUCAUGAUAAGAUAAUCGCCGUCUCGAAAGAAGUCGUUGAUAAGAAUAACGUUGCCUUACGUCGUGCGAAGAUGAUGGCGACGAUCAAGACCGCUUGCCUGCCAAAGUUGAUAUGCGAACUCACAUCGUCCGUUCACCAAGACCAGCUAAGCGAAAUGGAACGAUCUCUUUUGAAUCUCAUAAGAGAUACAAGUUUGAGCACGUUGGCGGAAGUGCCCUCACGGUAUCACUUCGCGGCUCAUAUGGGUCAACUGAUUUCCGGUAUAGAAGGUCAAGGCUGUCAUAACUUUUACCCGACGUGUCCAUUGCCAGGUAUCAGCGUUCUGAACAUGAUGAAAAAGGUGCGUUUACGCUGACGAGUCGAAAUCGCCGCAAUUAAUUACUGGACCUGUGAUACCGUAUGGAUAUUUUCUUCUCCUUUCGCAGGAUCAUUAAUAUCAUUGAUGAUUCAAUACGUGUUGAAUAUUGAUCGCAUUUUUAACGAUUUAAAUGUGUGCAAGCGAAAGUCGCUUGCUGAAAAAAAGUGUUAACAUUCUGCGAUGAUAAAAAACUUUUUUUAAAAAUCGCAAAAAAAAGAUUGUUAAAAUACUAAGUUAGUGAGAUUAUAUAAAAAAGAUAUAUUUGAGAUAAUGUUAUUAAAAUAACGUCUGACUUAUUCAGUGAUUAGAAAACUCUUUUGUUAGACUUCAUAAUUAAUUGUAUGUGAGUGUGUGUGUGUGUUGAAUAGCAUUUCUAUACAAUAACUUAUUGUUUGCGAAAUUUUUUGUUUUAUUGAUUCAAUCUUUAAAAAAAGAACAAAUGUAUGCGCUUUUAUUGCAUCGUGCUAUUUAUUUAUAUAUUAAUAUGUAUUCAUGUGUUUUCCGUUUAUAGCUCUUGCAUUCACUUUUGAUAUACGAUUAUUUUAAUUUUAUACUGUUGUAUUGUAUAUAUACAAUAUGUGAUUGUAUAUAUUCUUGUAUUUUUUUAAUAAGAGAAAUGACAAAUAAAAAUGAUAACCGGAAAAAAUUUCUUUUCUUACUAUGAAAUAUUCCCCGAGACUGCUAUAAGUUCACUCUAUACAAUCCUGAAAUUGUGCA
Formica exsecta is the source of this 2375-nucleotide messenger RNA. RefSeq lists its product as uncharacterized. NCBI's taxonomy places the organism in Eukaryota, Metazoa, Arthropoda, Insecta, Hymenoptera, Formicidae. The coding region runs from base 1146 to 1655 and encodes 169 amino acids. The transcript is spliced from 4 exons. The record is from RefSeq and is a predicted model, not a curated record.